CCUCGGCGGCUCACUCAGCCCUGUGCCCAUACCACGUAGAAACCAUGGAAGCCAUCAAGAAGAAAAUGCAGAUGCUAAAGCUGGACAAGGAGAAUGCCAUUGACCGGGCUGAACAGGCCGAGGCAGACAGGAAGAUAGCUGAGGACAAGUGCAAGCAAGUGGAAGAGGAGCUGACACACCUCCAGAGGAAACUGAAGGGCACGGAGGACGAGCUGGACAAGCACUCGGAGGACCUGAAGGAUGCACAGGAGAAGCUAGAGCUAGCGGAGAAGAAAGCCUCCGAUGUAAGUGCGGCUGCGGGCGCCCGUUCGGGCAAGGCGGGGCGGGCCGCGCGGGAAGACCAAGAGCCCUCAGGGCAGCGGUGGCCAGCGGUGCCGACACAGCUCCAAAAUGGCCCCGAGCCUCCAGCCAACCAGGAAUUUGGCGGCUCGGGGGCUGAAGGAGAUGUGGCUGCUCUCAACCGCCGCAUCCAGCUGGUGGAGGAGGAGCUGGACCGGGCUCAGGAGCGACUGGCCACAGCCCUGCAGAAGCUGGAGGAGGCCGAGAAGGCUGCGGAUGAGAGCGAGAGGUAG
This is a messenger RNA of Myodes glareolus (Bank vole), 572 nucleotides long. Lineage: Eukaryota; Metazoa; Chordata; Mammalia; Rodentia; Cricetidae. The record is from RefSeq and is a predicted model, not a curated record.